Messenger RNA from Amyelois transitella, 4711 nucleotides. RefSeq names its product bumetanide-sensitive sodium-(potassium)-chloride cotransporter (gene NKCC). The record is from RefSeq and is a predicted model, not a curated record. Gene Ontology annotation, cellular component: membrane. The coding region runs from base 326 to 3484 and encodes 1052 amino acids. Gene Ontology annotation, molecular function: sodium:potassium:chloride symporter activity. The transcript is spliced from 20 exons. NCBI's taxonomy places the organism in Eukaryota, Metazoa, Arthropoda, Insecta, Lepidoptera, Pyralidae. Gene Ontology annotation, biological process: chloride ion homeostasis; sodium ion transmembrane transport; potassium ion homeostasis.
CCUCCGAAGGCGACACACGUAGCCGCGCUCUCUGCAAAUAAAUCGCGAAGCUACCGGCCUUCCACUCUCCCCCUAACGUAACUAGCGAGGAACGGUCCCAAACUAUUAAUUUUAUCGUUUACAUACCUUUAACAAUUUUUUUUAUUCUGUGACUGUGAUAAAAUGUUUUUCGUAUUGUGAAACCUGUUUGACGAGGUGCAUUCCGAAAUCAAGAAAAUUAUGUGGUUGGAAGCCAUCGAGGACAUCUUACAUAACAUAACGAGGACCCUGCGGAAAGUAGACCCCUGUAACACCAGCUUACGGUAGUCCACCGGCUGAAAUCAAUAUGGAAGGACGGUUCACAGUUUCGACAGUGGAGCCAGAUUCCAAGAAGAAUGGCAUUCACCUGGGCGCCAGUAUCAUCAGCCGGCCUCUCCGGAACUCUGCGGAGACCGCCGAGCGAGGAGUGGCCAACAACAACCAGCCCGACACCUGGCUCCAUGACGCGGGCUGGAGGAGGAAGCGCUCCCUGGCCCAGCUCACGAGGGAGGCCCUGCCCAGGAUGGAGAACUACAGGAAUUCCAAAAGAGCUUUGAAGAGACCCAGUCUUGGUGAAUUACACGGAGACCAUCUUAUUACAGAGGAGGACGAAAAAGACCGAAGAGAUACAAAAUCUCCUACGCCACCGCACGGCAUCAAAUUAGGAUGGAUUCAAGGCGUGCUGAUACCAUGCCUCCUGAACAUCUGGGGGGUGAUGCUGUUCCUCCGCAUCUCGUGGGUGGUGGCGCAGGCCGGCAUCGGGCUCUCUUUGCUCAUCAUCGCCAUCUCAGCGGUCGUGUGCGUCAUCACCACAUUGUCUAUGAGCGCUAUUUGUACCAAUGGGGAAGUGAAAGGAGGUGGAAUCUACUACAUCAUCUCCCGGUCCCUGGGCCCCGAGUUCGGCGCGUCAGUCGGCAUAAUCUUCGCGUUCGCCAACGCUGUAGCAGCGAGUAUGAACACAAUUGGGUUCUGCGACUCCCUGAACGACCUGCUGAAGAGCCACGGAGUAAAGAUCCUGGACGGAGGCGUCAAUGACGUGCGGCUAGUGGGCGCCGUCGCCUUGCUCGUAAUGUGCAUCAUCUGUGCCGUGGGCAUGGACUGGGAGAGCAAAGCCCAGAAUUUCUUGAUCGCAAUCAUUGUGGGAGCCAUGGUGGAUUUCAUAGUAGGCACCAUCAUGGGGCCCAAGACCGAUGAGGAGAUUGCACGAGGCUUCGUCGGAGUUAGUACCUCCGUGUUCGAGAGAAAUUUCUACCAAGAUUUCCGGUAUAGUGAAAAGCAAGACCAGAACUUUUUCAGCGUGUUUGCCAUAUUUUUCCCGUCCGUCACGGGCAUCCAGGCCGGGGCCAACAUCUCUGGAGAUCUCAAGGACCCAGCAUCGGCCAUACCCAAGGGCACACUGCUUUCCUUGCUCAUAUCUAUGGUGAGCUACGCGCUCAUGGUGCUCAUGUCCGGCGGCGGAGCCCUAAGGGACGCUAGCGGUAACGCCACGCUUAUCGUCAACGGCACUUACAACGUCGACGAGAUUAGCACCUGUCCCCCCGGCGGCUGCGAGUACGGCCUUCAUAACAGCUAUUCGGUAAUGCAACUGAUGUCAGCCUGGGGACCCCUGAUUUACGGCGGCUGCUGGGCGGCCACACUGUCCACGGCGCUGACCAACCUGCUGUCGGUACCCAGGCUCAUCCAGGCUCUGGGCAUCGACCGCAUCUACCCAGGCCUCAUCUUCUUCUCCAAACCCUAUGGAAAACACGGCGAGCCGUAUCGCGGAUAUGUUCUGACUUUCCUUGUGUCACUCGCUUUCCUUUUGAUAGCUGACCUGAACACGAUUGCUCCCCUCAUCUCCAACUUCUACCUGACAUCUUACGCGCUCAUAAACUUCUGCACCUUCCACGCAGCCCUCGUACGGCCUCUGGGAUGGAGACCAACGUUCCGGUAUUACAACAUGUGGCUGUCGCUGGCCGGGUUCCUGAUGUGCGUGGCCAUCAUGCUGCUGAUCAGCUGGCAGAUGUCGCUCGUCACAUUCGCCAUCUUCUUCACGUUAUACCUCAUCGUGCACUACCGCAAGCCUGACGUAAAUUGGGGUAGCAGUACCCAAGCCCAAAUGUACAAGACGGCGCUAUGCAGCGCUUUCACCCUGGCCCGCACUGGAGAGCACGUAAAGAACUACUGGCCGCAGCUGCUCAUACUGGCCGGCACUCCGCAGACCAGGCCGGCGCUCAUAGACCUCGGCCAUCUGAUUACCAAGGCCGGCUCGCUCAUGAUCGUUGGGGAUAUUUCUGAGAAAAAACUUUCAUAUAAAGAACGUGCUGCACGAUUCCGUUCUAGCGACGAAUGGUUGCGAGGGCGCAAAAUUCGCGCUUUUUGCAGCGGCGUACACGGCUUUUCAUUCGAGCUGGGAGCGCGCGCUCUCAUGCAGGCGGGCGGCGUGGGGAGACUGGCGCCCAACGUGUUGCUCAUGGGCUACAAGGCAGACUGGCCUAGUGCGCCCCCGGAACAACUGGUGGCUUAUUUCAAUGUAUUGCAUACGGCGUUCGACAACCGCCUAGCUGUGGCGAUCCUCCGCGUGGCGGGCGGCCUUGACCACGGCACAGCUUGCGAGGACGCGGCGCCCAGCGCGGGCCUCACCACCACCAGCUCCGGCAGCGCGGAGCUAGCAGUGCGGCGCGGGGGACACAUCAUGCACGCCGACUCUGACCUGGACAUCCGCUCCGACUCCCGUCCCUCCAGUGCCGCUAACCUCCACAGUCUUGCAAACAUGACAACGUCUCGUUCCUUCACCAUUUCCGAAAAAGAUACCAAAAAUAAGAAGAAAGAAAAGAAUUUAAUGGACUUCAAAAGACAAAUAAUUUACAAGGCUGCGAAUGGAAUCGAAAUAUCCAAAGAUCAACUCUCUCAAAUGAGCAUAUUCCAGAAGAAACAGGAGUCGGGCACGGUGGACGUGUGGUGGCUGUACGACGACGGCGGUCUGACCAUCCUGCUGCCGUACAUUCUGUCGCAGCGGUCCGCGUGGACAAAUUGCAAGCUGCGGAUCUUCGCGCUGGCCAAUAGGAGGCACGAGAUGGAACUCGAGGAGAGGAACAUGGCGACGUUGCUGUCGAAGUUCCGCAUCGACUACUCGUCGCUGACGAUGGUGCAGGACAUCAGCGAGGCGCCGCAGGAAGCCACCAAGAAACUGUUCGACGACACCAUACGCAAGUUUACCGCGGACAAUGCCAAUGAAGAAUAUUCCAUAAGCGAAACAGAGCUUCUCACCUUAGCGGAGAAGACGAAUCGUCAGCUGCGGCUUCGUGAGUUGCUUUUGGCCAACUCUUCGGAGGCGCGCCUUGUCGUCAUGUCUCUACCCAUGCCGAGGAAGGGCUCGGUAUCGGCUCCGCUGUACAUGGCGUGGCUGGAGAUGCUCAGCCGCGACUUGCCGCCCGUUCUCUUCGUCCGCGGCAACCACACAUCCGUGCUCACCUUCUAUUCUUAAACCUCGCUGUACAACGUAUUCUAUGUUCAUAAUUUACAAUACAAUAAUGGUGAGAUUAUUCACGAACGUUGAAAAGUCACUAUCACUUAUUAGAUUCUUUCUCGUUUAACUUUAAAGUUAGUGAAAGAAGGUUGAGGAUAAGAAAUAGGCCUUUGUGACGUUUGUGAAUAACACUGCGUCAUUGACUAUCCAGUGCCCUAAAUGGCUUCAUUUAUACAUAAGAUUUAGCUAAGUCUUUGCCCCAGCAGCCUAUUUGGCUAAAAAAGUAGGUAUACAAAAUUGAUUAAGCGGAGGUGCUUAAGCAACUACCAUUUCAGGAGACGGAAGUAAGAUCGUUGAUAUACAGCCAUCGCUAAAAUAGAAGAUGGUAAUUUAUGCCCAUCCCAAUCUUAUGUCAAGGAAGUUAUCUUAUACAAUGAUAUUUCCUUGUAUAAUGUGAACUUUAAACAAUUAUUAGUGUAAUUGGCAAAUUUAUAAUUGUUGGCUACGAAUAGGUUAGUUUUUUUUAUAAAUUUGUUUUACACAUUUUCGUUUUAUUAUUUCUGAACAAGUUUGCCAAGAAUUUUAAUUUGCCAUUUUGUAUUUAUUUUUGUCUUAGAAUUCUACUUUCCACAGCAUUCUAUGAAUACAAAUUAUACCUUCAAUGAAAAUACGUACAUCAUCAAAAAGAGAAUGAUUCAUCGAUAAAUACCCAGAUUUGUACUCAAAGGAGUAACACAAUUUAAGUAGUUAGAGCAUUUUUAAUGUAUAAGUAGAUUAGAAAUUCAUGAUAAUUUUAUACAGUGCCGUUAAUUAGUGUGUUAUUUUUAAGAACAAUUUAAAAUGACAUUUUAUAUUUAUUUUUCCUGUUAUAAUAACAAAUAAGUACUACAAUAUAAAAACUACUUGUAAUAUUAUAUGCCAAAAGAAUAUUUUUACUUUCUUUUCUUUUUAUUUAAUUGACCGUACAUGACUUUGUUUGAGUGGGAAAAGAAAAAGUAUUACUGUCAUUCACGGGACAUUUAUAUACUGAACCUGAAUAUUUUGUAGUGUAUGAAUGAGAAAUAGUAUAAGCUCUCUUUAUACUCGUAACAAUGUCGGUAGAUCGAUUGACGACGAACAGUACGUACAAAUUUAAAAAUUAGUUGUACCUAGAGUCUGUAUUGUUUGGUCCUCUGUUUAUUUAAGAGAUACUAACAGUCAGACAAACUAACGUAAAAAAUACGGACAAAAAAUAUUUUAGUUUAA